Messenger RNA from Maniola jurtina (meadow brown), 2088 nucleotides. It is a transcript of the gene Dus3, whose product is annotated as tRNA-dihydrouridine(47) synthase [NAD(P)(+)]-like. Gene Ontology annotation, biological process: tRNA processing. Bases 239 to 2011 code for a protein of 590 amino acids. The record is from RefSeq and is a predicted model, not a curated record. Gene Ontology annotation, molecular function: metal ion binding; RNA binding; tRNA dihydrouridine synthase activity. The transcript is spliced from 2 exons. Lineage: Eukaryota; Metazoa; Arthropoda; Insecta; Lepidoptera; Nymphalidae.
AUUUUGACAAAUCUUCCCGAACCGCAACCGAAUCGGGUUUAAUUUUUUAUAAAAAUCAUAGCUUACUUUAUAUUUAUUGAAUAUUAUUAUUAAAUGUUGAAUUGUUUAUGAUCGAUCUGUGAUAUUUCCGCAUAAAAUAUUGCUUGUCUUAAAAGUUUUACAAACGUGCAAUGAUAAAAAUUAACCUAUAAAUAAGUCAUCACUGAAGUACAAAGUAAACAUCGAUAAGUCACCCAACAUGAACAACCAUAAUGCUGGUGUAUGUGAUAUUAAAAAAGAAUAUAUCAUUUCGAAACAAGAUAAUGUUGAAAAUAAUGACCUUAAUCAUAAACGCAAACUCAGUGAAAACAAUGAUACCGACUUGAAGAAGGCACGAAAUAAUGAAAAUAAUGACCAAUCCAACAAGUCUAAAAAGAAAAGAGGCCAAAACAAAGCAAGACCAAAAACAUUUCAAGACAACAAGGAAAGUAAACCAUGCCCCACUAUUGUUAAUGUAAAUUCCAAAGAUGAAAUAAAACCUUGCCAAUUUGCUAACUGUCAAUAUAUUCAUAACCCUCUGGACUAUUUAAAGUCCAAACAAGAAGAUAUUGGUAAAGAAUGUCAUUUGUUUAAAUUAAGAGGGAGAUGUCCAAGAGGAAUAUCAUGUCGUUUUGGUUCUAGUCAUAUCACAGAAGAUGGCUACAACAUGAUAGAUGAGGCAAAGGCUAAACUAUGGAAGGAAGAUACUAAAAAUACUCUCCAACAUGAUCUUCAAUUAAAGUUGCAAAAAAGAAAGUAUGAUUUUACCUUGGCUGAAAAACUGGUUAAGUCUUUAGAUACAAGAAAUAAAUCUGAUAAAAACGAGAUUGAAGUUGAUUCAAAUAUUACAGAGACCAAAGACUCUGAUAACUCCAAUAAGAUUGGUGCCAUACUUGAUGAAGAUUUAAUUAAAUUAUUACCAAGAGAAAGAAAAAUGAUUGAUUGGCAAAAUAAAUUAUAUCUUAGUCCUCUUACCACAGUAGGGAAUUUACCAUUCAGGAGAAUUUGUAAAGAAUAUGGUGCAGACAUUACUUGUGGUGAAAUGGCUCUGUGUGAAUCAUUAUUAAAAGGCUUCAAACAAGAAUGGGCACUGGUUAAGAGACACGAGUCUGAAGAUUUAUUUGGGGCUCAAAUUUGCGGAAACAAUGCCUAUGCAAUAACAAAGGUAGCACAGCUGCUAAAAGAAAACACUGAAUUAGAUUUCGUAGAUUUAAAUCUUGGAUGCCCAAUUGAUUUAAUUUAUAAGAAAGGUGGAGGCAGUGGAAUGAUGCAUAGAAUGCCUGCAUUAGAAGUAUCAGUUAGAAGUGCAUCCAAGUUGUUAAAUAUACCAUUCACAGUGAAAAUUAGGACCGGAGUGUAUCAAGAUAAGAAAAUUGCACAUAACAUCAUUCCAAAAGUAGUGGAUUGGGGAGCAUCUCUUGUUACUCUACAUGGGAGAUCAAGAGAAGCUAGAUAUACUAAAUUAGCUGACUGGGAGUAUAUUGAAACCUGUGCAAAAGCUGCUGCACCAUGCCCACUUUAUGGCAAUGGUGAUAUCCUUAGUUAUGAGGACUACAAGCACAGAAGAGAAAUAGCACCAACUGUUCAGGGAGUGAUGAUUGGCAGAGGUGCACUAAUAAAGCCAUGGAUAUUUACUGAAAUUAAAGAACAGAAGUUAUGGGAUAUAAGUAGCAAUGAAAGACUUGAUAACAUUAGAAAGUUUACAAACUUUGGUUUAGAACACUGGGGCUCAGAUACACAAGGGGUUGAAAACACUAGACGAUUCUUACUUGAAUGGUUAUCUUUCUUAUACCGUUAUAUUCCUGUUGGCUUGCUAGAGCGACCACCCCAAAAAAUUAAUGAGAGACCACCAACAUAUUUUGGACGAAAUGAUUUAGAAACUUUAAUGGCCUCUGGUAAUUGUGCAGACUGGAUUAAGAUAAGUGAAAUGUUACUGGGUCCAGUUCCUGAUGGAUUCCAAUUUCUACCUAAACAUAAGGCUAAUUCUUAUUAGUGAUUGAUAUUGUUAAUAUUAUGAUUGUCUGCUCAUAAUACUUAUAUGUAUGUUAUCAAUAAAAAUGUUUUUUUUUA